CCGGAGCUCGGCUCGGCUCGGCUCGCGACCGGAGGACGCUCGGAGAAAACCGUCCGAGCCGAAACCGAAAACUGCGCGUUCUAAUCGACUUAUAAGUGGUUUUUAAACAUUUUCCGGGCCGGACGGCUUUGUGGGUACGGAGCCCGGAGGCUGACCUGACUCCGGAAGUGGUUUCGAGCCCUGAAAGUUGUCGGUGGUUCGCGGUGAACUCGUCCCGGUUGUUGUUGGCUGUUAGCCCCGGAGCGGAGGAGGAGGAAAACGGGAGGAAUCAUGUCCUGACUCCGCUCCUUCUCCAGACACACAGGAGGUGAGCAGCAAGUUUUAGGAGAUAAAAAGUUGAUUUAAAGAAAUGGCAGAAGCUCGGGCUGAAGAGGAGGAGGACGGCCUGAGGAGGAGAGACGGUGGUCGGGAUGAAGUGGUCCGACGGCAGCCGAACAGCUCCGGAGGUCGGCCUGACAGACGUAAACCCGAGCACCGCCACAGCCAGGGUCCUCUCUCGUCCAUCAGAGCCGUCAUCAAGAGAACCACACGGCCGAUUUCUGUUGCAGAGACACCAAGAGACCAAGACAGAGACCGGGAUAGAGACAGAGACCGGGACAGAGACAGAGACAGAGACAGAGACCGGAGGCGACCACAGAUCACCAUCCUAUCAGCAGAGCCGUUGCCUUCCACUUCCUGGUUUCCCGGCGCCGCUGCAGGAAUCCCGCCCCCUCCUCCUCCCCCGGCUCAAAUCUAUGGACCCACCAUCCAUCCAUCCAUCGAGCCACCUCCUUCCUAUGAGGAGGUGAUUAGAGAGAAGACACAGGAGCAGGUUCUCCCUCCUCCUCCUUCCUCCUCCUCCUCCUCGUCACGUCCAGUUUCCAGGACAACUAUCGCCACACAGACCGACCCGGGUUCUGACCCGGACCCUCAGGAGGCACAAGCAUCGAGACCAGCAAGACCACCUCGCCCACCUUUCCCCCACCCUCCAAAGUCAUCUGAUGUUGCUGACGUCACCAAAGCUAACAGCCAAUCAGCAGCCCCGUCCUGUGAGGCCGAGGGCGUGGCUCCUGACCCCCGUCCUCAGGUGAACUCCACAGGAUGCUGCGACCUCCUCACUGACCUGUGUUCACCUUCGACGUCCACUUGCGGGAAUCAAACCCCCCCGUGGGAUCUGAGCCCGCCCGCCGCCGUCCCGUCCGAGCGACCGAGGCCACGCCCCCGCACCAAGCUCGGCCGCCAGCCAAUCAGAGACGAGGUCAAGGUUCAGACGUUGGUGAAGCUGCGCGAGGACGGCCCAGCCACGUUAGCCGCCCGCUCCAGCAGCAACGGUCCGAACCAGGAGGGGGGUCAGGGGAAGUACCUUCAGGAGCUGCUGGAGGCCUUCAGCUCCGACGACUGGGGCCUCCCUGAUCACCGCAGCGACAGCAGCCAGGGCGGCCAAUCAGAGAGCGAGGAGGAAGAGGAAGAGGACAUGGCGACUCUCAGGGCGAGGAUACAAGCCUUCGAGCAGCACAGCAACGGGGAUGAGAACAGGCAAACUGGACCUGCUGAGGGCUUUGUUGCUGCAGAGAGACCUGAACCUCGGCCACGCCCCCGUCUGCAGGGCCAACCGGCCAAAUCUGUCCCCCCUGUUAUUGCUCCAAAACCCAAAAACCUUUCACCCACUCCCAAACCUUCCUCCAAGGAGUUCUGGGAGGGUGAGGACCCGCCUUCAGAACCGAACCUGGAACCCUCUGCAGAACCGUUAGAUCCUGCUGCAACAAAGUCCGAACCCCAGCCCUUCAGAACCACAGAAAAACCCCCCAUAACACCAAAACCACAGCCCGCUACAGAAACCCCCUCAUCCAGCACCCCCGUCCCCGCUCCAAGACCUCCUCCACCCAAAACCACCCCGUCCCCGCCAAACCCCAAACCCCCACCCAGACCGGCCGUCGCCCCCCGAACCAGUAUGGGAUCUCCCCAGCAGGACCAGGGCUCUGCAGAACCAGCUGUGACCCAGUCUGUGAAAGCAGGAAGUAUCCAUAACGUCCCGACAAAACCAGCAGUCCUGACUUCCUCUCGCAGAUCCAGCGCUCCAAACCUGGCUCCCAAACCCACCGUGGUCCCACCAGCACGUCCAGAUCUAAACCCGGUCCUGGCCAGGUCUCCAUCUGUCCCCUCUGCUGCAGCACCCAGACCUUCAGCACCAGCCAAACCUCCGACCCCGGCCCUGAGGAAAGGUUCUGUUCCUCAGAUCAAAGCUGAAACCACCAACCCUCCAAUCCCAAAGUCCUCAGAGUCUCCUCCUCCUCCUCCUCGUCCAUCGAGUGCUAAACCCCUUCCUCUUCGUCCUCCACCAAUUAAAUCCGCUCCAAACAGACCGCCCCCUCCCGCCAUCGAGCCGACACCCUCAGCCAAUCAGAUCACAGCUUCUAAAUCUGCUCCCGCCAUCUCCACCCCACCUGCCUUGUCUUCAGCCAUGACGACCAAUCAGACACAGAAGGUUGCAAAGAAAGGACCGCCCCUGCCGCCCCGCCCUAAACCUGGACACCCGCUCUUCAGCAGCUACAUGAAGCAGGACGUCCUGAUCGUCCUGGAUGAUUCGACCCCCUCACCCUCUGAUGAAGGAAAGGAUCAGACCACCCCUCUUAUCAACCCCUCGCAGUGUCUCCUUGACCCGGACCACCAGCCAGACCUGGUCCAGGAUCAGGACAUCCAGUCCAAACCUGCUUUACAAGGACAGUCAAACAACCAGUCGAUUCUUUCAGUGCAGCCCGCUGAGCAGAAAGAGCAGCCAGACCCUGCUCCUGUCAGCGGCCCACGAUGCAUCGCUCUCUUUGACUACGAGGGGGAGGAGGAUGACGAGCUCACCUUCUCUCAGGGCGACGUCAUCGCACUCCUGGAGCUCGUGGACGACGAUUGGGGGCGGGGCCAAAUCCACAAGCGGGCGGGGAUGUUUCCUCUGAAAUUCGCAAAGGUGGUGGAGCCCCUCCCACUGACGACGUCAUCAGGGCAAACGGUUAAACCGGAGACAAACGCAGCAGGGACGGAGAGUUCUGCAGCACUAAAACCUGCAUUUUCAGAGGAGUGGGUCAUAGCUCUGUUCGACUUCCCCGGUCAGACCGCAGAGGACCUCUCCUUCCACAAGGGGGCGCUGAUUCAGGUGAUUGAGCACGUGGAUGCAGAGUGGAGGAGAGGAAGACUGGAGGGGAGAGAGGGUCUUUACCCUGCAGCCUUCACUCAACCUUGUCAGGCUCAGCCAAUCACAGAGAGCCAUUCUGCGGUUAAAGGAGCGGCCCGAGCUCUGUUUGACUUCACAGCUGAGAACCAGGAUGAGCUCACGAUGAAGGUCGGUGACAUCAUCACGCAGGUGGAGUCUGUGGAUGAGCAGUGGAUUGUGGGAGUUGUGGGCGGCAGACGUGGGAUGGUGCCUAAAAACUACAUUUCAUUUCUCUGAAUGAGAAGCUCCUCGCAUUUCAACUCAAACCGAUGACAUCAUCGGCGUCCUUCGUGUCUUUAUGAACUUCUGGACACACGUCAGUCCGUUACAGUGUUUGUUUUUAAAGAAACAUUUUUUAUUUCCGUGUUCCUGAUAGGUUUUUAUUGAUGAUGAACUGGAGAAACAGGAAGUGUUUGACUCUUAUUUCCCUCUCGCUGUCGCCUCGUAUCUGAACUGGAUCUUUUGUUUUUGACCGAUCAGUGGACUAAAGCGCUAACGUUUAGAAAUAUUUGCACUUUGUUUCAAACGGAUCUGCACGACAGAAAGCGUUGGAUUAAGAGCCGUUUCUGCUUCACCUUUCACCUCUUUUAUCUGUUUACAGGUUUUUAUCAGAGCAAACACCUCAGAUUUACUUUUCAUUAAACUCAUGAAAGCUCACCGUAAAGCAUGUUCUCUUCUCUUGAAGCUUUACGAGGAAACGCUGAGUUAUAAACUGAGCAGCUGCAGGAAGAGUUCAUUUUUCUUGCUUGAGACGAAUAAUUUGGAACAUUUUUCUGUUUGCUGAAGCCGUUUAAAGCUGCACCGAAUGGAAGUAUUUACACCAGCAGAAUUAAUUUUUUUACAUCUUUUUCUCCAUCCUAAAACACCGACCUGUCCGUCACAGAGCUUCUCAUUAAAUCUGCAGCUGAUUAACAAAGAUAACUGUAACACGUUCAUUUUCAGCAAGAAAAACUUUAAAUCUGCAGUAGCUUUUCAUGCUUUACUGUAUUUCUCUCUGCUUUAACUUGAAUCUUUAAAAAGUCCUCAUUUAACUCGCAGUCCUGUCAAAAACUUGUCUUUAAACGUUAUUGCGCCUGAUCUAUAAAACAUGGUUCAGCUCUCUGACAUGAAUGAACUUCUGCACUGUAUCUGUGUUAAACAGAAAAUGUUUGUGUAAAGCAAACUUUUUUCUUUUUUUAUAGCUGCACUUUUAAAACAAACUUUUUUUUAUAGUAAGCAGCUUCUUUCCACAAACAUCCUCAAACAUUCUGUCUCAAACUCCCUGAAUGUUUGUUAUUGUGCAUGUUUGUAACACGUGAUGAUGUUAAACACCUGUUUUAACCUAAUUAAAUCACAUUUUAAUAAGUCUUA
This is a messenger RNA of Austrofundulus limnaeus, 4531 nucleotides long. RefSeq names its product SH3 domain-containing protein 19. The coding region runs from base 350 to 3418 and encodes 1022 amino acids. The record is from RefSeq and is a predicted model, not a curated record. Gene Ontology annotation, biological process: protein transport to vacuole involved in ubiquitin-dependent protein catabolic process via the multivesicular body sorting pathway. Lineage: Eukaryota; Metazoa; Chordata; Actinopteri; Cyprinodontiformes; Rivulidae. Gene Ontology annotation, molecular function: protein binding. The transcript has 17 exons. Gene Ontology annotation, cellular component: ESCRT-0 complex.